GACGGCAAGAGCGCGUGGAGGUGGUUGUGAGAGCAGUGCGAGUUCGGCUUUCCAGGCACGAUGGUGAAGUGCGGGAAGCUUCGCUCUGGAACGGCACAGAAACUGAAACGAUGGAAAAAGGGCCACAGCAGUGAUUCCAACCCGCAGAUAAACCGGCACCGACAGGCAGCCAGGAGUCGCUUUUUCAGCCGGCCGAAAGAGAAGAGCGACCUCACAAUAGAUGCCCUCAAACUUCACAAUGAGCUCCAGGCAGGGUCUCUGGAAAAAGCACAGGGCGGCUCCGGGGAGCCCGGCUCCACGGAGGAGUUGGAACUGUCCGAGAAGACUUCCGGCACCUUCUUGAGUGGCCUGUCUGACUGUUCCAACCUCACCUUCCGCAAAGUCCAGCGCUACUGGGAGUCCAACUCUGCUGCUCACAAGGAGAUCUGUGCUGUGCUUGCAGCUGUUACAGAGGUUAUUCGUUCUCAGGGGGGAAAGGAGACAGAGACAGAGUAUUUUGCAGCAUUGAUGACAACACUGGAAGCAGUGGAUUCCAGCGAGUCACAGGCAGCAGUGGCCUACCUGCUCAACAUGGUGUUGAAGAGAGUACCGGCUCCUGUAUUGAUUAAGAAGUUUUCAGACACGGCCAAAGUCUUCAUGAACGUCAUGUCAUCGCAAGCAAACGCAGAUGUGUCCUCUGCCUUGCGCUGGAUCUUGUCUUGCCUGGCAACUCUGCUCCGAAAGCAGGACCUCUCUGUGUGGAGCUUCCCCUCGACACUGCAGACCUACCAUGGCUUGCUGAGCUUCACAGUUCACUCCAAACCCAAGGUGCGCAAAGCUGCCCAGCAUGGUGUGUGUGCCAUUUUGAAAGGGAGCGACUUCCUGUUCACAGAUGCUGCCCCUACACACCACCCUGCAGCAGUGACAACGGCCAAGUUCUGUAUUAAAGAAAUGGAGACAGCUGGAGGUAGUAAAGAGGACACCACAACCCUUCAUGUCCUGGGCCUUCUGAAGGAGCUGGUCACAACGUUCCCUGUCAGUGCUGUAAAGCUGUGCUGUGAGACUCUACUUCGUGUGAUGACCCUUAGCCAUGUGCUGGUCACAGCAGGAGCAAUGCAGACUUUCCACAAGCUGUUUAGUGGGAAGCCUAACCCUUCCACCCUGACUGCUGAGCUCAAUGCCCAGAUCAUCACGGCCCUGUAUGAUUACCUGCCCAGUGAGAAUGACCUCCAGCCACUACUUGCUUGGCUGGCUGUAAUGGAGAAGGCACAUCUUCACCUGUCCAGCCUACAGAGCUCUCUCAGUUUGGGACACUUACCCCGCCUUUUCUCUACGGGGAUGUCCUGCCUCUUGUCACCUCAUGCAAAGGUCGUUUCUGCAGCAACUCAGACUCUCAAGACACUGCUGACUGAAUGUGUUGCCCCACACAUGGAGGAGAUCGGGGCUGUCAUUUCCACCUCUGCCACUGGCCCAGCCUCUUACAUCUGCAAGAUGUUCAGGAUUGUAGAGGAGGGGCUUAGUUAUCGUUUUCAUGCCUCCUGGCCAUUUGUGCUCCAGAUCCUGGGGUGCUUCUACAAAGUGGCUGGAAAACAGGCAUAUUCAAUUAUGACAAAGAGCCUGCAGUCUCUCAGUGACUUGCGCGCCACACCUAGAUUUCCCUAUUCUGGGGAACUGGACCUGGCAAUGGGGGGCGCAGUGGAGAGUAUGGGCCCAGAGGUGGUACUCAAAGCAGUGCCUUUGCAGAUCACUGGCAUCGAGGAUGACAUGGAGUUUCCUCGUAGCUGGCUAAUUCCUGUCAUUAGGGACAAUGCGAAACACACCGAGCUGGCCUUCUUUACCUCCUACUUCCUGCCGCUGGCCACAACUCUCAAGCAGAGAGCGGAAGAGCUGGAGGCAGCAGGACAGAAGCUUGAGGCCAAAGUGUACCAGACACUGCAGCUGCAGAUCUGGACCAUGCUGCCUGGAUUUUGCACAAAACCCUCAGAUUUGACUAGCUCUUUCAGGGGCAUUGCACGAGCACUGGGUAUGGCUAUCAGUGAGAGGGCGGACCUUCGACCCACUGUAUGCCAGGCUCUGCGUACUCUCAUCAGUAAAAGUUGUGACACAGAAGAGGAAAGGGCUGAAGUCAGUCGCUUUUCCAAGAAUUUCCUUCCUAUCCUGUUCAAUGUGUACAGCCAACAGCCUGCCUCAGGCAAGAACGAACCCUCUAGAAUGCCUGUCCUGGACACCAUUAAGGUUUAUCUGUCCAUCACUGACCAGCAGAUGGUGUGCUCACUCCUGCAGAAGGCUGCAGAGAAAGUCUGCGAUCCCGAAAGCACAGAGUAUACCAGGCUCUCUGUGAUGGACCUAAUUGUAGCAAUGGCACCUUGUGUGGAUGAGGCUUCAAUGAGCAAAACCUAUGAGCUCAUUAGACCCCACUUAGAGAGCAAGCAGGCAGGGCUGCAGAAGAAGGCAUACCGUGUACUGGAGGAGAUGUGUGGGGGUGGGAGUGAGGCCUGCCGCAGCUUUGUGCUGACCAAUCUCGAGCACCUGCUAAAUACACUGCUGAGCUCCUUGAAGAAUGCUGCCUCACCUGCCAAAAGGCCCCGACUCAAGUGCUUAAUUCACAUGGUGAAGCAGCUGGGCCCUGAGCACAAGGAUUUCAUCACCGCCCUGCUCCCAGAGGUUAUUAUUUGCACAAAGGAGGUCUCUGUUGGGGCUCGGAAGAAUGCGUACACACUGCUGGUGGAGAUUGGCAAGGCCUUUAUUCGCUUCUCCGACACUGCCAAAGAAGCCAUUGAGCAGUACCUGGGCCAGAUGUAUGCUGGGUUUGCGGGCUCUGUAACCAUGAUCUCCUGUACAGUCUUGGCGCUGACCCGACUGGUUUUUGAAUUCAAAGAUGUGAUGGAGGUGUCUGUGAUGGGUGAUCUUCUCCACAAUGUGUGCCUCCUCCUGACAGCCAGGACACGUGAGAUUGUGAAGGCGGCACUAGGUUUCAUUAAGGUCAUCAUCUUUGUCAUGGAUGUCAAAAUCCUGUCCACCCAUGUGAAUAUCAUGAUGGAAGGAAUUGGGAGCCUCAAAGAUGACAUGAGGAGACAUUUCAGGACAAAAUUGAAGAACAUUUUCACCAAGUUCAUUCGCAAGUUUGGGUAUGAACUGGUCAAGAGCAUGCUGCCAGAGGAGCACCACAAGGUGCUGGCUAACAUUCGCAAAGUAGAGGCCCGCAGUAAGAGACGUAAACUUCUCCAGAAGACAGAAGAGAGUUCUGAUGAUGACAUCCCUAAAGUCAAGGGGGAGAGCAUUCAGGAAAUCCUAGCAGAGUCAGACUCCGAGGACUCGGAAGAUGAGAAGAAUGGAAAAGGCCAGAAGGCCAUCCGACAGAAGGGCCAGGCCUGGCUGAAAGAGGGAGCAGCUGACGAGCCCCUCAACUUCCUAGACCCCAAAGUCUCCCAGAGGGUGUUAGCUACAAAUCCAGAUUUCAAAAAAACCACUAAGGUUGAGCAUGGAUUCAAGGUGACAUCAGAUGGACGUUUAAUCAUCCAGGAAGAGGGAGAUGAAGAUGAAAAUAAAAAGGGGGACGAUGACGAAAUGAAUGAUAUUCUGGAGGAAGCUGGAGUCAAGAGUAAAAAGGCCCAGAAGAGAAAGUUCCUAAGUAGUGACUAUGAUGAGGAUAUGGAUGUAGAACCUCAGAUGAAAUAUAAAGCUGGGGGCUCAGGGAUUCACAGACCCCUACCUGGAAAAGCAGAGAUUGGCAAAGACUAUAAAGCCAAGAAAGCUAAAGGUGACAUCAAAAAGAAGGGCAAGUGUGAUCCCUAUGCAUACAUCCCCCUUAAGAAGGCUCAGCUCAAUCGCAGGAAAAGGGCCAAGUUGCAGGGUCAAUUCAAAGGCAUGGUGCGGGGAGCCCAGAAAGGAGCACGUGCUGGGAGAAGCCAGCGGAGGAAGAAGAAAGUCUGACUUUCUAUCAAAUGCAUCAGUCUGUGCCUGUGUGUUUUUGUGUGCUCCAAGUUUUGAGCUGGGGAACUCCAGGUAUUGCCUCCAAUAGUAUGGCUGGAACACGUUGCUUGCCAGUGUUCUAGGACGAGUGGAGUGUGCCCCCCUGGCAUGAGCCACCUGUCAAACAAGUCCCCCUUAUCAGCUGCAGCCCAUGAGGGGGAUGCUGACCCUAGGAGAUUCACAAUUUCCUUUAGAAAGGGUACAGUUUUGCUAAAUGUAACCAGAGGACUGCUUAGUAAGAAAAAAAAGAAAAAAAAAACAGUUUAUGAAUUCUGUGUUCACCUUAAAUUGCUAUUUAUGUAUUCUGUAACAGAAUUCAGAGAAGUAAAUCUUGAUGAAAUUGUGAGUUGGUUUGAUUUGUUAUUGUGGUCUGUUGGUUACUUCCUGCAAAGAAUCUCAGUGGGGACAUUUGUCUU
Molecule: messenger RNA, 4367 nt
Organism: Scleropages formosus (Asian bonytongue)
Lineage: Eukaryota; Metazoa; Chordata; Actinopteri; Osteoglossiformes; Osteoglossidae
Gene: rrp12
Product: ribosomal RNA processing 12 homolog
Exons: 34
Coding region: 61-3912 (1283 amino acids)
Source: RefSeq, a predicted model, not a curated record